Fusarium keratoplasticum is the source of this 1482-nucleotide messenger RNA. RefSeq lists its product as uncharacterized. Lineage: Eukaryota; Fungi; Ascomycota; Sordariomycetes; Hypocreales; Nectriaceae. Gene Ontology annotation, biological process: signal transduction. Gene Ontology annotation, molecular function: protein binding. The coding region runs from base 1 to 1482 and encodes 493 amino acids. The transcript is spliced from 3 exons. The record is from RefSeq and is a predicted model, not a curated record.
AUGAUGAGCUUCGACGGUGGCACAGCUUACGCCGAGUCCGACGCCGACGACGAGUACGAGCGAAGCAUGGGCGACCACUCCCCCAUCACCAACUCCGAGGCCUCGCCUAUAGAUUCGGAGCUCUCUACGUCGGCUGAGCACACUCCCACCACCUACGGCCACCGCAGCAGUGCCGACCGCCUCCCAGAGACCAUCAUCACCGAGUGGACCGUGGAUGAGUGUGCCGAUUUCAUCGGUACAAUUGGUCUCCAGCAGUAUGCCGAUCGCUUUAUAGAAAACGAGAUUGUUGGCGAGGCCCUUGUUGCGCUUCAGCAUGAUGACCUCAAGAGCAUGGGCAUUGCUAGUGUAGGUCAUCGCCUGACCAUCCUCAAGAGCGUCUACGACGUGAAAAAGGCUCAAGAUGUGCCCAUUGAGAGCGACCACUACCUACCCCUGUCUGCCGACGCCGAAGCGCAAUAUGCAACUGCGACGCUCAAGGACAUCAAACACCUAGUCGAACAGUUUCGGCUGCGCGAUGAACGCAUGAUCCUCCUCGAGCAGGACCUGCGACGAAUCACCGAGGACUUUAGGCGGCUGCGGGAGGACAUGCUCCCCGCCUUGCGCCUGGUCAAGGAUGCCCAGCAACCACUUCCCAACCUGAGCGGCAACAACCAAGCGGCCUACGGCUAUGAGGCGACCCUCUCACCCCCGGCGCCGACACCACCCCCAGGCCCGAGUCAACCGGGAAGUGCCGUCAAGCGACAAUACUCGACCCGCAAGAUCAUGAUCGGGGCAACGCCCAAGAACUCGUCGCCCACCCAGGCCACGCACGAGAGGUCAAUAGCCGAGACGACAUUGGAUCCUGCAAACGCCGCGGAGCGGGCCGUCCUGUCGUCUUCACACCUUGCAGCUAUGAACGGAGGAGGUCAGAGCGCAUCGUCCCCUUCGUAUCCCUCACCCAACAUGCCAUCUCCGACGUCUCCCCAGAACCACAUGUCCGGCACUACUCUUGGGUCUCGAUCCUACCGAGGAGAUGCCCCGACACCCUCGACACGAACCACCUUUAACGAUGACGGCCAUGCCAAUGCUGUGUAUACUUCCCGCGAUAAGGCUCCUCAAGGAGCUCCCCGACGACGAGAAACCCCGGUACCCGACACGCCCAGCCAAAGCAACGCCUCGGUCGAGAUAUUCAAGUCGUUCCGCGUUAGCAUGGAAGAUCCGUGUUACAAAGUUCUUCCGGCAGCGCUCAAGAAAUAUCAGAUCAAUGCUCCUUGGGACCAGUAUGCUCUAUACAUUGUCUAUGGAGAUCAGGAACGCUGCCUUGGGCUGGAGGAGAAACCCUUGAUCCUAUUCAAACAGCUGGACAAGGAAGGCAAGAAACCCAUGUUUAUGCUACGGAAGACGACAACGGCGCCGGUGGAUGGAGAACCAGGAAGUGCAGGCUUGGGCAACGCUUCAAGAGGGGCAGCAACAGGGUACGACCCCCCAGGGGGCAUUAUCUAA